CGUGCAUGCGCACAGAACUCCCUUGAGGUUCCCGGACUCAUUCACUGACAGGUAUCAGCUGUUUCAGUAAACAAAGGAGUAUCAACCGAGAUGGACGUCAUAGAUCAAGCAGCACAAUCACCAUCACCAAAUCUAUCACCACCGGAGGAUGAAGAAACCCAAGAGAAUUCGAAAAAUAAUUCUCUACGUGGAUCCACAAGAUCUCUCCGUUCCAUUUCUGAUUUCGAGGAUGGUGAAGAUAAUUGGUACUACUUACCUGAUCCAAUCUUGCUGAGUGUCUUUCAACUCCUGACCCCAAGAGAAGUUGUAACCGCCGGUGAAGUCUGUAAAUCGUGGAAUCGAGUCUCACAGGAUGAACUUCUGUGGAAGGAAUUGUUUUAUCGAACCUAUAAAAUCGAAACGAGUGUUGGGAUCAUGCCAGGUAAAACCUCGUGGCUUGGUGAAUUCAAAAGAUUAACCUAUCACACUCCGCUCUUGGAAACGGAAGUUCUGAGAGAGCAUUCACAUCAGGUUCUACAUGUGAGCUUCUCUCACAAUGGAAAAAUGUUUGCCACCUGCUCCAAGGACGGUUACGUCUUGGUAUGGGAUAGCACAUAUCCAGUGAAGAUCAAGUAUCAGCAUGAUAUGAAGUUAUUCAGUUGGAAAUAUACACAAUUCUCUCAAUUCAAUUCUUCUGAUACAUUAUUAUUAGUUUCUGGAGUUCAUUUUGGGACUCUGCACAGCACUUCUGGAGAAAUCGCUGUAUUCAGAUUGGCACAUGGCUUUGAUCUUCAAUGUCGGGUCGUUAAUAAGCCUUACGACAUAUUUGGCACUUGGUACAGUGAACGGCACUUAUUGAGCGGUGAUCUACAUUGGCUUGCCCACCUUGUUAGCUCCAGUGUACUUUGGCUUAACAAGGCUAACCAGGAAUCAGCCAGUGAACACGUACCCAUUAUGAAUCAACUCUACCGGUUCUACAAUUUUAACGCCGCAUCAAUUCGAGCUGUGAUGGUAGCGAAUUGUCUCUGCCCUGAGCCCACAGAAACCGAGCAACAGGAAAGCCAGCCGUCAACCUCCAACGAGAAAGAGGAACGGGGAAAUCCUCUGAGUCAUCGAGACAUAUCAGCCUCUUCCAGCAAUGCCCAAUCCGGUGAAGAGCCUGAAAUUCUCCACCACGCAUCUUCCAGACUGAUGUAUAGCACUUUAGAAGGUGGAUUUAUGAAUUGGAAACGUUUGGGGGAUGGUUUUGAGUAUGCGAGUCCAAUCAGAUACAAUCAAGAAUACAGACAAGUGGAAAUGGAGAGAGAAACGAUGGACAGUGAUAGUGAAAUUGAUAAUCAGCAGUGGGAGGAUGACGAAGAUGUGUCGACGUCUUCGGAGACAGCAGAAGAUUGUGACUCCGAUGAUUUGGAGGAUAAUCCAGAGAAAUUUCUCAUUUUUACCACUGGCUCGAAGACUUAUACACCCCAUCAGGUGGGAUUCAAGAGAAUGAAAGCUGUCAAUUUUCCAAGGAGACUUGAUCCUGGGCCUUCCCUCAGAGAACGUUUAGCCGAACGAGAAAGAGAACGAGAGAGACAAAAUUCUGGCUCCUCAAGGCCCGAGCCUAAUUGGCUGGAUUAUGACUCAGUGGCUGAAAAAUUUGAUAAGGUUGAUCACUUGAUCGAUUUACAUGGACAUAUCAUAGGCAUGGGAUUAUCACCAGAUCACAGGUAUCUCUAUGUUAACACAAGACCUUGGCCGAGAGGGUAUGUCAUCACGAAUCCUUUACAGCCUCCACCGAUUGCUCAAGAAAUAGAUAUUCACGUUAUUGAUCUUGUCACACUGAAACAAGUAGGCACAAUGCUGAGGGCGCACAAGGCUUACACACCUAAUAACGAGUGCUUCUUCAUUUUUCUGGAUGUUUGCGAUGAAUAUGUCGCCAGUGGAGCUGAGGAUAAACAUGGCUAUCUAUGGGAUAGACAUUAUGGCGUUUGUUUAGCUAAAUUCCCUCAUUCAGAUGUUGUUAAUGCUGUUGCAUUCAAUCCCAGGGAUCCAGAGAUGCUGGUAACUACGAGUGAUGAUUAUGAUGUUAAAGUCUGGCGAAGUCGAGCAACAGUAAAAAGUCUAGGACUCGAUGAAAAUGCAUUCCGACGAGGAAUGGAGUUUCAGAUGAAGUGUAAAUAAAAAGCCAGGAAUUUUUUAAAUAGAGGAAUCAGGUAUUUCGAGGCUCUUUAUUAUAC
This is a messenger RNA of Fopius arisanus, 2198 nucleotides long. RefSeq names its product F-box and WD repeat domain containing 5 (gene Fbw5). Gene Ontology annotation, biological process: protein ubiquitination. Bases 91 to 2142 code for a protein of 683 amino acids. Gene Ontology annotation, molecular function: protein binding. The record is from RefSeq and is a predicted model, not a curated record. Gene Ontology annotation, cellular component: Cul4-RING E3 ubiquitin ligase complex; SCF ubiquitin ligase complex. Lineage: Eukaryota; Metazoa; Arthropoda; Insecta; Hymenoptera; Braconidae. The transcript is spliced from 8 exons.